CGUAGCCCUACGCGUCUGCCUUUGCAGCCUCUGCGCUUGUCUGGAAGCAGCAAAGAAUCAGACAAAAUAUUAAAAAGACAGAAAAUAAAUAAUCUCAUCCAGCAGAAAUGUCAUUCGUGGCAGGUUCAUCCACCGGAGUCUCUGUUAUCGUCGUCGGCGCGGGGUUUGCGGGCUUGACCGCAGCCAUCGAGUGCGUCCGCCACGGGCACAAGGUCACCCUCCUCGAGUCCUUCCCCGAGGUCAAAGCUCUUGGAGACAUCAUCUCCUUUGGCGCUAACGCCGGGCGCAUCUUCAAGCGCUGGGAGGGCGUCGAGGAGAAGCUCGACAAGAUCUGUCUCAACACAAAGGGUAUCCACUUCAAGACCUACCUCGGCGAGGAAGUUUACUACCAGGAAUGGACCCCUGAAGAAACUUUUGGCAAACCAUUCAACGGCCACCGUGGCGAAAUACACGAGAUCGUCUACGAAUACGCGCAAAAGGUUGGCGUUGACAUCAAGCUCGGCCACCGCGUGACCGGCUACUUUGAGACCGACUCUGAAGCCGGCGUCAUUGCAAACGGCGAGCGGUUUACUGCCGACGCGGUUUUCGCCGCCGACGGGGUGCGCUCAAAGGGCAGAGAGAUCGUCUUGGGCUAUGACGAUAAGCCAAAGUCUUCUGGCUAUGCUAUUUUCCGCACGUGGUUCCCGUCCGACAAGCUUGCUGAGAACCCCCUGACCAAGUUCAUGUGCGAGAAUGGUGAUAACCACUGUGCAUGGCUCGGCCCUGACAUUCACUUCAUUGCCGCCACUAUCAAGGGUGCUCAAGACUUCAGCUGGGUCUGCACUCAUAAGGACGAUGCCGACAUCGAGGAAAGCUGGCAAACUCCAGGGAAGCUUGAGGACGCCCUGAAAGUCGUCGAGGGCUGGGAUCCCGCUGUUAUCGAGAUCGUCAAGGCCACUCCUCCGGAGACCCUUGUUGACUGGAAGCUAGUCUACCGCGACCCUCUGCCGACUUGGAUUUCACCCCACGCCCGCAUUGCGCUCAUCGGCGACGCUGCGCACCCGUUCCUACCGACGUCCAUCCAGGGUGCAAGUCAAGCUAUGGAAGACGGUGCCACUCUAGCUGUAUGCCUUGAGUUGUCCGGAAAAAGCAAGGUCCCAGAGGCAAUUCGGGCAUACGAGAAGAUCCGCUACGAGCGUGUGCGGAUGGCUCAAAAGACCGGUGAGUCCACGAGAGAGAAAUGGCACAAGGCUGACUUUGCAAACUUGAAAGAGAAGCCAGAUACUAUCAAGCUGCAGAGAGGUGAAUGGCUUUUGGGUCACGAUGCUGAAACACAUGCUUAUGAGGUCUACGACGGGACUGUUGCUGCUCUCUCUUCAUAAGCAUAAAAGAGGGUUUGAAAUGAAUAUCGAGCCGACCGGGCCGAAAGCAGGGUUGCGACUGGCUUUGAUUCGCAAAAACCCUACAAAACCUAAAUGAAACAAACUAUUUAAUUUCUCACAAAUGAAACCUUAAGCACUUUAACACUGA
Myxozyma melibiosi is the source of this 1509-nucleotide messenger RNA. RefSeq names its product putative monooxygenase. The record is from RefSeq and is a predicted model, not a curated record. Gene Ontology annotation, molecular function: FAD binding; monooxygenase activity. Bases 108 to 1361 code for a protein of 417 amino acids. Lineage: Eukaryota; Fungi; Ascomycota; Lipomycetes; Lipomycetales; Lipomycetaceae. The transcript has 3 exons.